GGAGCAGGAAGUGUCCCAGGGGAGGGAGCCGGAGGGCUCCGGCCUUUCCUUUCGGCGGCAGCCCGGCCUGCGCGGCCCGCCAACCGGGUCGCACCGUGGCGGCGGCUCCAUUGGCUCCCCAGCCGAGCCGUAGCAUUCUGGAUGAUCUGGGACCGUAUUUGGACUGGCCAGAGACGGAGUCUGCUCCCUGCGGAGGACCCGCCUCGACAGGGCCACCCAGGAGAUAGAGCUGGAAGGAUGAGGAGCUGCUGUUACUCUGGACUUGCAAGCUGCGAGCUUAUUUUAUAAAGUUCUCAAGAGCCAGGACAGUGACUUCAACUCCAGAGCAUGAAGAUAGUGGCCUGCUUUGUACAUCUGUCCAUCUUUGGUUCUCUCCAGAAGGACCUGGCCCCCAAAGGGCUUCUCCAAAGGGCUGGUCUCUGUGGGCUUUGUCUGCCACCACCCAGAAACGACCUCAGGAAACCAGAGCAUUGAAGCCAGCGAUUUCUGUUUGGAAAUAGGGUCGUCUUCUGCCGCUGACCUCCAUCAAAUCCCAUCAUGCCCACAGCCCUAUGCCCCCGAGUCUUGGCUCCGAAGGAAAGUGAGGAGCCCAGGAAAAUGAGAAGCCCUCCUGGAGAGAACCCUACCCCUCAGGGGGAGCUUCCGAGCCCCGAGUCCUCCCGGCGCCUGUUCCGCCGCUUCCGCUACCAGGAGGCUGCAGGUCCUCGGGAGGCUUUGCACCGCCUCUGGGACCUGUGCCGGGGCUGGCUGCGGCUGGAGAGGCACACCAAAGAGCAGAUCCUGGAGCUCCUCGUGUUGGAGCAGUUUCUAGCCAUCCUACCAUGGGAGAUCCAGAGCUGGGUGCGUGCCCAGGAGCCCGAGAAUGGCGAGCAGGCCGUGGCUGCAGUGGAGGCACUGGAACGGGAGCCAGGGAGACCUUGGCAGUGGCUCAAGCACUGUGAAGACCCUGUGGUGAUCGAUGAUGGGGAUGGCCCUCUGGACCAAGAGCAGGAGCGGUUACCAAUGGAACCCCAGAAUGACCUCACAAAGAGCCAGGAUGCUCAGCCUGCAGCUCUGACACAGGGCCUAGGGCUCCUAAGUAGAGCACCAGGCCAGCUCUGCGAAGACCCAGUUCCUCAGGAUGUUGUCCUUCAAGAGGAGAGUAUGAGGGAUGCCCAGCCAGUGACUACCUGCCAACUGCCCCUGAACCGGGUUUCUCCAUUCAAGGACAUGAUCCUAUGCUUCUCUGAAGAGGACUGGUCCCUUCUAGACCCUGCUCAGACUGGCUUCUACGGAGAGUUCAUCAUUGGGGAGGACUAUGGGGUCUCAAUGCCUCCAAAUGAAGCACCAGCCCAGCCAGAUCUUUCCCAGGGAGAGGAGAAUGAACCACAGGUUCCAGAGUUUCAGGAUCUCCAGGACAAAGAAGGGCCUCAGGUCUCCUAUUUGGACUUUCCCAGUCUUCAGCCAUUCCAGGUGGAUGAAAGAAAGAAGUGGGAAGAGCUACAAGUGUCAGCUCCCCAGGCCUGUCAGCAAGUGAUGCUCAAUCAAAGCAACUGCCCAGCUGGAGGUGACUCAUCCUCCCCAUCCUUGAAGAACAGCCUCGACCAGGAAGUGACCAUAGAGAUUGUCCUGUCCAGCUCUGGGGAUGAGGACUCCCAGCAUGGCUCGUACUGCACAGAGGAGCGGAGGAGCAGCCCAGAGAAGCAGCCCAGCCUUCCUGCCUCUCGUCGGAGCAGCGCUGAGGUGGGGGGUGAAGUGCAGACCUCCCAAAAGUCCUACGUGUGUCCCAACUGUGGGAAGAUCUUUCGCUGGAGGGUCAACUUCAUACGGCACCUGCGGAGCCGCAGGGAGCAGAAGCCGCACGAGUGCUCGGUGUGCGGGGAGCUGUUCAGUGACAGCGAGGACCUGGACGGGCACCUGGAAACCCACGAGACCCCAAAGCCCUACAGGUGUAGCGUCUGUGGGAAGAGCUUCCGCCUCAAUGCGCACCUGCUCUCGCACAGGCGGAUACACGUGCAGCCAGACAGACUGGAGCCAGUGCAGAAGAGAGAGGAAGACGCGUCGGAGAGCGAGGGUACCGAGCCCCUGCUAGAAAAGAGCAAGGCCAAGCCGAGCGUGCAGUGCCGUGACUGUGGGAAGGGCUUCCAGCGGCAGGACCAGCUGCUCAGACACCGCAGCACCUUCCACCUGAAGGAUGAGGCGCGUCCCUUCCGGUGUCGGUACUGCGUGAAGAGCUUUGUGCAUAACUACGAUCUCCUCCGCCAUGAGCGCCUGCACAUGAAGCGGCGUUCCAAGCAGGCCCUGAACUCCUACUGAGCCCCGCACUAGGUGCAGCCCCACUCAGAGUGGUCACUUGCCCCACAUGCACUACGCACCUGCCCCAGGACAGACACUGCAGCUCCUUCUGCCUUUUGCUCUCAGGUAGUGUCCGACUUCUGGUGCCAUGGGAGUCCCCUUCCUCCCUAGACAAGGAGAGUGGCCUAACCAGCCUUCCUUCCGAUUCUGCUGUGCCAAAAACCAGGGGAGUCAUGUCGCUACCAGCUUUAGCAUACUCCAUAUGUGUGUCUUAACAGACCCUCCCUCUAGUAUUCCCUAGAUCCUGGGGGGUGGGGGGUGGCUGCCCCCUACUUCAGUUGACCCCCUCAGUGAUUGCUAACCAUUCCUCAGCAUAUUCUCUUCCAGCAUACUCCCUUCUAUCCUCCCCUGUUUGAACAUCUUCCCCUGGCUCUAGGGUUGCUGCAUUUCCUGUCUGGCAGUGAGAAGCUGACAGUGGGAUGAUAGGCUGACAGGAAGACAGUGUGGGACUAGGACACAGUAGAGAGCAGGGCCAAAUACACUGAGCUAUAUCCUGUUACCAGAAACCAGUGCCAACCCACCCUGUCCACAGGAUUACCCCACAGAUCCGAGACUAUCAUUAGGCCUUUGGGCUUGGAGUCUGUGUGUAGGGGGGCCCAGAUCUCCUUGGAGUGGGAGAGAGACAUAGACCUUUUCAUUUGCUCUGGCAGCUGAGUAUUACGGAUGGGGUGCUCAUUCCAGGCAAAGCUCCCAUUUUAAACUUGUCUACCUACUCCAACCUAUCCUUUUCUUUUAAUCCUGAAGGUCCUUAGGAAAUGUGUGGUAGAAGUUGAGUUGUCAUGGCCCUGUUCCUCCCCUGUUCUGUCUGGGGCCGUGUAGCUCAGUCCUGGAGAAGGGCUCUUCUGCUGAACAGAAGGUCCUGUGAAGUCAUGUCCUACAUAGAUACUGACUUGGAGACUGGCUGGGGUAGUUUCCUACCAGUGUUGUACCAUGGUAGCAAACAACAGGAGACUAUACUUGGACUCGGCUGCAUUUCCAGAGUCAGGUGUUAGCAAGGCUGGUUCUUUGUGAGGAUAUGAGGGAGAAUUGGUCUUGUCCCAGGUUUGUUGGUUUGUAGUCACAUUACACCCUUUUCCUUCAUGUGCACACAGCAGUUCUCCAUGUGUGUCUGUCUCCAUAUUUCCCUUUUGGAUAAGGAGACCAGUCCCUGGCUCAGGGCCCAUCCUACCUGUGCCAGUAUAACCUUUUCUGUAUUUGCAGUGACCAUUUCCUAAAGUCCCAUUCUGAGGUACUAGGGGUCAGGACUUGAACCUUGGGAUUUUGAGGACACAGUUCAAGCCACAACUCCAUAUAACAUCAUGGCACUGUUGUUGGUCCUGAUUCAGAUGAGCCAGUACAAGCUUCAAUUGACUUGUUUGCCAUUCCAACAAAGGUAGGAUCCAAACCCAAUAAUUCUCAUUCAGGGCUGCUAUUGUUAGGAUGGAAGAAUCUUCAUAACCUUUAGAGAUCAAAUCCUGGGGUUCUGGACUGUGAGUGACAUAGUAGGUAGUAAGACCUCAAGCAAUCAAAAACACGGUCUUAAUUAUUCUGACAGACUGGUGAAGUGGGCCAGGCUUCGUGAUGACAAGGCGUCGAGGCUUGGGUAUAGCUGUGGCUGGACCUGAACACUGUAACCAGGCUGCUCCUUUGUGUUCUGUGGCAGACAGGAAGCCUGGGAAGAUGAAUUUAAGGCUCCUGGUGCUCUUUGUCACUUGAUUUUCAUGUCAAGAAGCCUCUACCCAAACUGAAAGAGUUAUAUGAUUUUAUAACUAAAUUUCUAUUUCUGAGUAGCUGCAUCUAUAUACCCAGGAAUAGUAAAUGCAAUAAAAUUAUUUGGUCCUACUUGGAACAUGAAAUAAACUGCUAAAUGU
Molecule: messenger RNA, 4184 nt
Organism: Perognathus longimembris pacificus (Pacific pocket mouse)
Lineage: Eukaryota; Metazoa; Chordata; Mammalia; Rodentia; Heteromyidae
Gene: Znf496
Product: zinc finger protein 496
Exons: 10
Coding region: 538-2295 (585 amino acids)
Biological process (GO): regulation of transcription by RNA polymerase II
Molecular function (GO): DNA-binding transcription factor activity, RNA polymerase II-specific; RNA polymerase II cis-regulatory region sequence-specific DNA binding
Source: RefSeq, a predicted model, not a curated record